Messenger RNA from Schistosoma bovis, 1728 nucleotides. The record is from the annotation of a GenBank genome assembly. Lineage: Eukaryota; Metazoa; Platyhelminthes; Trematoda; Strigeidida; Schistosomatidae.
ACAAAGCAAAGUUGGGUCCACUUUUCGUGGUUGAGCGUUGAUCACUGUAAUACCAGUAGUUAAAAUAUAUCGAUGACGUCCGGGGUAAAAGAUGAAAAAGGAUAUUCACCUACUGAUAGAUAUAAUUUGGUGUAUGUAAUAUUCUUUAUGUGUGGUUUGGGAGGGCUCUUACCAUGGAACUUCUUCAUUAAUGCACAACGGUAUUUUGAUUACAAAAUGAGAGACAAGACCCUCCCUCCAGACGCUGAUUACACAGACCCCAAAUAUAUGACACGUUCUCAAGUUCUGUUCGGCAGCUAUUUGGCAGUUUGCUCUUUGGUCCCUUUAUCCAUCAUGAUGGUUGCCAAUUUACUGCUGAUGAAAUGGUUCUCCCCGUUUUCCCGAUUUGCUGUUGGUAGCGUAUUGGUGUUCAUCGUGUUUCUCAUCACGGUUAUCAUUGUUUAUAUUGAUCUCAGCGCUUAUGCGUUUUUGUCCAUAACACUUAUUUCGGUUGUGUUCCUUAACUGUGGUAGUGCUCUUGCUCAAGGUAGCGUAUUUGGUGUAGCAGCCAUACUUCCUUCCAAACAUAUGAAGGCUGCUUUAGAAGGACAGGCUGUAUCUGGUAUUCUUGCAUCUCUGGCUAAUAUUGUAUCUAUUGCGGCUUCUUCCUCAGCGACCACUAAUGGGUUAGUUUACUUUUUGGUCGCUCUAGUUUUCGUCACCGCUACAGCUGCUUUGUUCUUGGUUCUUCCUAAAAACGGCUAUUUUAAAUAUUACUGGGACAAAAAAGACUCACCAGAUAAAAAUAAUAUUGAAUCUGAUCCAUCAUUAAAAGGAGUGACUAAUGAUUGUAAUGAAUCUCAAGAACUAGUUAUUAGCAUAAAUAAGAGUGGAAUUUUAUCAACAAUGAAAGAGACAUUUCUUCCUGGAAUUUGUGUUUUAAUCACAUUGAUGAUUACUCUUUCACUAUUCCCAGCAGUUGUAGCACGUAUCAGACCUAUCACAGUUAUCCCUCAAGAUCUUUGGACAAAUGUUUAUUUUGUGCCAGUACUUGUGUAUCUUUUGUACAAUGUUGGUGAUUGGUGUGGAAGGAUGCUAGCCGGCUUAAUAAAAUGGCCUAGAAGAAAUCAAAUGCUAAUAGUCUUGUUAUUAUGUGUUCUACGUGCUGCUAUCAUCCCAUUAUGUAUGCUGUGUAAUGCACAACCUAGAAAUUAUUUACCAGUCAUAUUUAAACAUGAUAUUUUCCCAGCAUUCAUGAUUCUAUUUUUGGGACUAACUAAUGGUUAUUUAGUAUCGAUAUCAAUGAUACAUGGACCAAGUUUCGCAUCACCUGGUAACCAAGAAUCCGCUGGUGCAGCUUUAAGUAUAUACUUAUCUUUUGGAUUAUCACUUGGUGUUGCCAUAUCAGUUGGUUUAGUACAAGGUUUAUGAUUGUACGCGCGUUUGUCAGUGACUUGAUUUUAUCCAUGCAUCCGUCACAAAACAGUUAAAAAACAAACAACUGACCUUUUUUGGUCACAUAUUACAUAUAUUUUCAUUAUUAAUUGCUUUGCAAAAAACAAAAAUAAAGAAUUACAGUGUCUGAAUUUACUACUUCUAUGAAUGUACAGAUGACAACAUUGAACAAGUACUAUUCUCCACGAUUGUUGAAGGUGAUUCUGAUUUUGAAUGUUCACUGUCUUCCUUGGGAAAUGAUGGUUGUAAUUUUGAUCGGAAAAAAUCAAAUAUAUGAUGUAAUACAGUACUAGG